Lathyrus oleraceus (garden pea) is the source of this 1250-nucleotide messenger RNA. RefSeq names its product mediator of RNA polymerase II transcription subunit 28. Gene Ontology annotation, biological process: regulation of DNA-templated transcription. Lineage: Eukaryota; Viridiplantae; Streptophyta; Magnoliopsida; Fabales; Fabaceae. The transcript has 5 exons. Bases 357 to 794 code for a protein of 145 amino acids. Gene Ontology annotation, cellular component: mediator complex. The record is from RefSeq and is a predicted model, not a curated record.
UGUGCUUUAAUAAUUACACUUCGUGUGGAAUUCGUUUCCUCUUAUUCUCGUAUCUAACUGAGGGAAGAAAACUGAGAAUCUCACAUACAUUCCCACGCCCUGAUUCAUCUGAGAAGAGAAGAGAACGCCAACAGAAAUCCCGUUCUUCACCUUGCGCCGCCUCAGAACCAGUCGUCGUUCACCUCUUCCCACUCACCGUCUGCUGCGCAGGCUAGUUGUUCGAUUUCAGUAACACCGGAACCUGUGAACAUCGAACAAGUUUGGUGAUUGCAUAUUUACUGUUUAUCCACAAACUGAAACCCUAACCCUUGGAGAAGCCCUAUCUAGUUCUUUCAAUCCUCCACCGGUCUGAAAAUAUGGGUGACCGACAAGUAGUUGACACAGUUGAUCAACAGCUGCCAUCUUCUCCUCCUCUUCCACCUCCUCCUCCUCCCUCAAAGGAUGAUAUGAUUUCAUGUGUUAUGGCUUUGGAGGCUGCUCUGCUUCCCUGUUUGCCAGCCAAAGAGCUUCAAGCCAUAGACCGUUCCCCCCAUCCUUCUCAUCAAAUCGACGUGGAUCGCCAUGCUAGAGAUUUUAUGGAGGCCGCCAAGAAACUUCAACUUUAUUUUAUUAGUCUGCAGCGAGAGGAUAAGCCAUCAAAAGCUGAAAUGCUCAAAAAGGAGAUUGCUCUUAUGGAAGAUGAGCUUAACGAAAAAAACGAGCUGAUUAAAAAACAAGAACAUUUGAUCCAGGAGUGGAAGAAAGAGUUGACAGAUCAGUUGGACAAACAUAAUACUGAGUUGAACAGAGUUUAGUUUAAGAUUUUAUUCUUAGCUUCUUUAAAUAUUUAAAAAAUUAAUGGCCCUUUUUUAACUCAAUAUCAGUCUGUGAAAUAUGAUGUCUUCUAUGGGUAACCAGGCAAGUCAUACUAAUUAGCUGAGAAUGAAAUUACUUUAGAAAUCUGUUUGGUGAAUUUUGACGAUAACAAUCAAAUGAUACAAAAUGGAUGAUGAGAAAAGCGGAAGAAUGUCGCCAUCCUUGUUAAAUAGGAAGCCAAAUUGCUACAAGAAAAACAGGAAUUGCAUACUGAGAAUGCUCAUUGUGUUUACCACAUUGUAGUGUUCUCUGCAAACAAGCUCUCUUGUUCUUCAUUGCAGCAUUGAAUUGCAUCUUCUCUGUGCAUGCACAUGUAUCAUAUCCUAACUUUUUCCUGCAGAACUUGUUACUGUGGGCUGUUUAAUGCUAGUAAAAUAUUGGCCUUUCUAUUUUCA